CGAAUACAAUAUAAUAAUCAUCAUUACGUCUUUAUCACGUUUUUUUCACAUCGUGCAUGAAAACUCGCAAAAAAAUUACGGAAAAUUUUCGGAAUUUAUCAAUUAAAAUUGUGAUUUUAUUAAGUUUUUUUGAUCAUGUCUUGGUUAUUGGGUAGAAAUAGGCCACAACAGCCUCAAGAAAUGGCUGGUGCCGAUGGUGGUAAUCCAGAGGGUAACACAGCCGGAGAAAGGACUGGUGAUGCUCAAUUGUCCAAAGCUGAACGCAAGGCCAUGGAAGCCUAUCGUUUUGAUUCAUCUGCUUUAGAAAGAGCCGCAGAAGCUGCACGCACUUUGGAAAGAUCAAAACAUGCCCGUGAAGCUUUAGAAUUGUCUAAGGCUCAGGAAAUAACACGCCAACAGGAAUAUCAACAAAAAGUAAAAGAGUAUGAGGCUCAUAUCGAGCAAGCCAAAGUGGAACAAAAACGUAUUGAUCAUGAGGAAAGAAGAAAAACUUUAAUUGAAGAGACCAAACAACAACAGCAACGUGCUCAGUAUCAAGAUCAAUUGGCCCGCAAACGUUAUGAAGAUCAAUUGAUGCAACAACAACGUGUCCAAGAGGAAAAUCUAAGAAAACAAGAAGAAAGUGUGGCUCGUCAGGAAGCUAUGCGCCGUCAAACAAUUGAACAUGAAAUUGAAAUGAAAGAAAAGAAUCGUUUGAAACUUUUGGAACAUGAAAUGCGUGUUAAGGCUAAAGUAGAUCGUGAAAAUCGUGAUAUUAAUUUGGAACAGAUACGUUUAAGAGCCCAGGAACAACGUACCACCGUAUUGGAAGGCAUCAAAACUGCUGGUUCUGUUAUUGGUGCCGGUGUUGAGGCCAUGCUUACCGAUUGGGAUAAGGUUCUAACCGCUGCUGGUGGCCUUUCUCUUUUGGCUUUGGGUGUUUAUGCUGCCAAAGGUGCUACCGGUGUUACCUCACGCUAUAUUGAAUCACGCAUUGGCAAGCCCACUUUGGUGGGUGAAACCUCUCGUUUUGCCAUGCUCGAUGCUGUCAAACAUCCUGUUAAAUACAUUAAGAAACUUAAAUCCAAACCUGCCGACGCUUUACAGGGUGUCGUACUCAAUCCUAAAUUGGAAGAACGUCUACGUGAUGUUGCUAUUGCCACCAAGAAUACACGCAUCAAUAAAGGCAUGUAUCGUAAUGUUUUGAUGCACGGUCCACCCGGUACCGGUAAGACUAUGUUUGCCAAAAAGUUGGCCGAACACUCUGGCAUGGAUUACGCCAUUAUGACUGGUGGUGAUGUAGCUCCAAUGGGCAAAGAAGCUGUUACAGCUAUACACAAAGUUUUCGAUUGGUCUCAAACCAGUCGUCGUGGUUUACUAUUGUUUGUCGAUGAAGCUGACGCUUUCUUGCGUAAACGUUCUUCGGAACAUAUAUCGGAAGAUUUGCGUGCCGCUCUAAAUGCCUUCUUGUACAGAACCUCCGAACAAAAUUCGAAAUUUAUGUUGGUUUUGGCCUCUAAUACACCCGAACAGUUUGAUUAUGCCAUCAAUGAUCGUUUGGAUGAAAUGGUCGAAUUUACUUUACCCGGUCUUGAGGAACGUGAACGUUUAUUGCGUUUGUACUUUGAUAAAUAUGUUUUGCAACCAGCUGCCGAGGGUGCCAAACGCUUUAAAUUGGAACAAUUCGAUUAUGGUGCCACUUGUUCGAAAAUGGCCAAGAUUUGUGCAGGUAUGUCUGGUCGUGAAAUUUCCAAAUUGGGCGUUUCCUGGCAGGCUGCUGUCUAUGCUUCCGAAGAUGGUGUGUUAACGGAAAAAAUGGUAUUAGACAAGGCUGAAGCUGCUGCUGCUCAACACAAACAAAAGAUGGCCUGGUUAUCGGAACAAGAACGUUUAGAUCAUAAAUCCAUAACUGGUGGCAAAGGGGAAUAAGUUCGAGAUGUUUGAUUAGUUGUAGUCAAAACAGCAGGUUACUAUUUACAAAGAAAAAACUAACAUUUUCCUUAUAUAAGUGUAUGUAAACAUAACACUGCUCUGGUCGUAUUUAAGUUUUAAGUUAAGAAACAAACAAGAAAAAACCUUGACAUCUUCUCAUCUAAAAACAAAAGAGAUCUACUUAUCAAAAAAACAUUUUAAACAUUCAUAACGAAAAAGCUAAGCUUUCUUUUUGUUAAAAACUCAGGCUUUUUUAAUUAAAAAAUAUCAAACUGCCAAUAACAGCAUAAAACAGGGAAAUAGUAUAAUUAAAGAUUUUUUACUACCGACUUUAAAUUAUUACAAAAUUUCCCAAAUUUCUGCUAAAUAUACAACAUGUAAAUAUUAAUAAUAGUGAUAUACUUAAGAAUUUUAUUAACUGUUUAAGGCAUCAUUAUUAUUGCUGCAAUCCCUCAUAUAUGCACUUUAAGUGUAAUUUACAUUUCGAUAAAGAAAGCUGGCUUUGUUUAAGUUAAAGUUGUAACACGUUAAAAAAGACUAAGUUGUUAAGUUGACUGCUGGUUUUGUUUUUAAAGAAACUGCAUUUUUAUUUAACCCUAAGCUUUUUAUUCUUUUCUUGUGUGUAUAUAAAGAAAUUUAUAUUAAACUUCUUACACAACUAACAGAGAGAAUAUUGGCGGGGGUUUCUGUUUUAUAUGGCCUUUUUUAGCUUUAAAAUCAAGUGAUUUUUAAUUUUGUUUUUUUAUAUAUACAUAUUACAAAAAUGUUAUAAAAUAAAUUUUAUUUUAUUCAAUUAUU
Messenger RNA from Lucilia cuprina (Australian sheep blowfly), 2709 nucleotides. It is a transcript of the gene bor, whose product is annotated as ATPase family AAA domain-containing protein 3A homolog. Lineage: Eukaryota; Metazoa; Arthropoda; Insecta; Diptera; Calliphoridae. The record is from RefSeq and is a predicted model, not a curated record. Gene Ontology annotation, biological process: mitochondrion organization. Gene Ontology annotation, molecular function: ATP hydrolysis activity; zinc ion binding; ATP binding. The transcript is spliced from 7 exons. Bases 136 to 1908 code for a protein of 590 amino acids. Gene Ontology annotation, cellular component: mitochondrion.